This is a messenger RNA of Kalmanozyma brasiliensis GHG001, 534 nucleotides long. RefSeq lists its product as uncharacterized. The transcript has a single exon. The coding region runs from base 1 to 534 and encodes 177 amino acids. Lineage: Eukaryota; Fungi; Basidiomycota; Ustilaginomycetes; Ustilaginales. The record is from RefSeq and is a predicted model, not a curated record.
AUGAGACCCAUCUUGCUCUUUAUCGCUUCUAUUCUGAUGCUGUCGUUGUGCACCCGGGCGGUCGAGACGGACGCAGGCCUGGACCUCGAUGUGAACCCAGACAUCGCAGAACAGAUCGCAGGCAUGGCGCACGCCCAGACGUACGCGCACCAGAUCGAAAGGCAUGCCUCGCUUCCUUCCUCUUACUUUAGCACGGUCAUCGGCUGGACGGCAGACGGCUCAGACCGUGCUCGUUUGCGCAUCGCUUCAGGUGGCUCCCGUUUUACGCUCCUCCGCGACCCCGCCGACCCAUUGGGUCACGUCGCCUACUCGACCUUCAUGUAUCAGCAUCCAAGAACGAGGGUCUGGAAGCGCGCAGUGAUGAUUCUCAGCCUCAGGCAUGGUGUCAGAGGAGCUUUGAUUGGGGAAGCACACUUUCCGGCGGGAGUGUCGGAAAGAGAGGCGUUCGAGACGUGGAGCAGACUCAAUGCCGAGGCGCAUUGGGAUCGGAGGAGCUUGCUCAGGGAGUUCGGUCGAAUGGCGCUGCAUGUUUGA